Messenger RNA from Neodiprion fabricii, 1899 nucleotides. RefSeq lists its product as uncharacterized. The coding region runs from base 1 to 1899 and encodes 632 amino acids. NCBI's taxonomy places the organism in Eukaryota, Metazoa, Arthropoda, Insecta, Hymenoptera, Diprionidae. The transcript has 12 exons. The record is from RefSeq and is a predicted model, not a curated record.
AUGAAACCAGGCCAAAAUUCGAACACGAGUUGGGAAUCGAGUCGUGAGCCAAACGGGGAAUUGAGUUAUGACUUACGAAUUUCGGAUGGAUUCGAGUAUGAGGAGAAUUCGCAGAGGAACUCGUCUGACCGAAGUUCCAACUCUAACUGGGAACCGAUUGAGACUAGUCGCAAGUUCGUCGGUGAUUUGAGGGAGGUAAAAGGCGAGGCGAUUUUUGUCGAUGGAUCUCGAUACAAGGGAACUUGGGAUGCUCUGGGCAUGGCAGGAGUCGGAAGAUACCGAAUGCCGCACGACGUUCUGUACGAGGGUGAAAUGUGGGAUGGCAUGCAGCAUGGUCAGGGGAGGCUCGAGUAUCCGGGAAAGCAGAAGAUAGACGGAGUUUGGAGUCGUGGUCAGCUUCAGAAGUGGAGAUACACUUUCAGCGACGGUUUGAUAUACGAGGCGGAGAACUGGGCCUACUGCAAAUUUCCGGAUCGUCGAUUCAAUCAGUCGAAAUUGAACGGCCUUAAUCCGGCUGGAAGGUCCCUAAAAACGCAACAUCAACCGACCAAAGUGAUUCCUGCGGGCUGUUACGACACGGGCGAUGGAAUUUUCGAUCCCUCGACCCUCUGCGUAACGAAUUUCGAUAGGCCUUCAAAGAUAAUCAGAAUCCCAACGGCAGACGAGAUCAAAUGGAUAAUGAAAUACUGUCGAAGGGGGGAAUUGGAGCCGACAGGAUACCAGCCUUGGCUCAAUGAAAAUUGGUCGUCGCAGCCUCCCGAGCUGCCGUACAGGUUGCCAAUGUCGACGGAUUCGCCGGAGAGUUGGUGGAAAAGAAUUUUCACUUUCGAAAGAGAUACGAGCGUCGUCCUUGACACGAGGCGACGAUCUUCGAAGGAAAGUGAAGACGCCAAGACGGAAUUGGGAGGAAGUUCUGAUCCGGCGGAAUACUCUAUAUGCGUUUCCAAAUCUCAAGGCGAAUUCGAACCUCGAGCAGAGUCGGAUGCAGAAAAUCUGAUACCCGUGUGUGGUGUCCUAGACGUCUGCGGAGGGGACCGCGACUCGGAGAUGGCAGUCUUUCGAGAAGUCGUCUGUGAACCAAUGUCGUCGGGCGAAUACGAAGAUGAGGAUCCCGAUAACCUGAUGAUGACGGUCUGCGUUCCGCCGAAAGGAACCUACACCAUUACGCGGAGGAUACGAUCGGCAAGCACUCUGGAGAGCUUGGUAUCACGAUCAUCAGACUGGAUGUCGGACGACGGUGAGGGGGCGGGAAUUUACUGGGAACAGGACGAAGACAGUUUGAUAAGUGAUCGGGGUUCGGCGAAGGAUCUCAGCUUAUAUCACAGCGAUAUCUCGCAUUACGUUGAAGUUAAGCAAUCGGCAGAGGGCGAAGAGGUUGAAGACUGGCGUUCUUACUCUGACGCUCUCAGGACCAGCAAGGACCUCGGCGACUUGAAAUCCAAGUCGUUACGGAAGAAACGGAAGUUAGCUGGUUCCAGAAGGAGAACUGGAAACAUAAAAAUUUCUAAAAAAGUUCGGCCCAAAAAGCAGUUGCCUAAAAAACGGCCGUGUCCCGACGUCACUAACGCGGAUCAGCUUCUUCAGCGAAAGGUUGGAGACCUGUUGUUUUCACCGGCAUUAGAACCGCCCAGGUCGCCGGUUUACCUGGUUAAGAAGGUGUGCGACAGAAAAGUGUGCAAAAAACUCAAGGCCCGAAUAUGCAAGAAAUCGACAUGCGGAGCGUCCGCAUCGCCAGCUAAUUUACCCGCGAAAGAACGCAAGCCGCGAGUCUGCAUAGGUGAUAAAAAGAGUGCGUCAUCGGAUAAGAAGAAAAUCUGUUCGCCUUCCAGACCCUUCAUAAUCGUGAAGGAGCGGAACAACGCGCAACGAUCGAAAGUAAACUAUUUCGACGUAAUAUAA